AUUAUUUUAGAUCAUCAAAACAGGUUGUAAAGUAGGAAAGCCCCAAAAUUUCAAAAAUAAAAAUAUCACACUCACAUUUUACCCGCGCUUCUCUUUUCUAAACCCUAGAAAAGUCAAAUAGGAUUUCGGAUACUACUCAGAAAUGGCCCCCAAAUCCGAUAGCGCCGAAGGAAUCGUGCUUAAUUUCGUCAACGAGCAAAAUAGACCACUGAAUUCUCAAGUUGUUGCUGAUUUCUUGCAAAAGUUCAAUCUGAAAAAGACUGCCAUACAGAAGGCUCUUGAUAGUCUUGCCGAUAGUGGAAAGAUUACAUUCAAAGAAUAUGGCAAACAAAAGAUAUAUCUCGCCAGGCAAGAUCAGUUUCAGAUUCCAAACACCGAAGAGCUUAAUCAGAUGAAGGAAGAAAACGCCAAGUUACAGGAGCUGGUAGAUGAACAGAAAAAGGAAAACAGUCAGCUUGAGGGAGAGAUAAAGUCUCUGCAGUCAAACUUAACACUGGAUGAAAUACUAUCGAAUGAUGCAAAGCUAAGAAAGCAGGUUGAAGAAAUGGAAGGGAGGUUGACUAAAUUACGUGAAGGAAUUACCUUAGUAAGCCCUGAAGAAAGAAAAGUUGUUGAGAAAACGUUUUCAGAUGCAAUCAAUCAUUGGAAAAAGCGGAGGAGGAUGUUCAAAGAUGUUUGGGAUGCUAUUACUGAAAACUCACCCAAAAAUCCAAACGAGUUCAAGGAAGAACUUGGUGUUGAAUAUGAUGAAGAUAUUGGUGUGAGUUUGCAGACAUAUCUUAAUUUAGUCCCACAUGGAACGAAGCGUCCUAGACUCUAGAGGCUAGUGGCUUUUGUCUGGAAUGACUCAGUUAUAAGUGUCAGCAAUUAGACACUUACAUGCUUGUUAAGGUAAGUCAGAUUGAUAAGUUAGUAGCCUUAUAAUAGUCGAAACUGUUAAAUUUUUACUUUAAUGUUCAAUUAGCCUUUCUGUUUGUUUUGUAAAUUGGUCUUAGAAAAGAGUUGACAAUAUCAGAUAUAUAUUACAUAAAUGGUACCCUGGAUUAUUUGACA
Molecule: messenger RNA, 1053 nt
Organism: Erigeron canadensis
Lineage: Eukaryota; Viridiplantae; Streptophyta; Magnoliopsida; Asterales; Asteraceae
Product: homologous-pairing protein 2 homolog
Exons: 6
Coding region: 143-820 (225 amino acids)
Biological process (GO): meiotic joint molecule formation; homologous chromosome pairing at meiosis; meiotic strand invasion involved in reciprocal meiotic recombination
Cellular component (GO): condensed nuclear chromosome; DNA recombinase auxiliary factor complex
Molecular function (GO): recombinase activator activity; double-stranded DNA binding
Source: RefSeq, a predicted model, not a curated record